AUGAUAUUAUCCCGAUAUUUCUAUAAAAUGAUAUCUAAACAAUAUUAUCGUUCUUUAAUGACCUUUGAAGGACAAGUAGCAGUUGGUGGUACAAAUCAAGUGCCGGCUGAAGAAAAAAUAUCAACAAUUUUUGGAAAUAGUAUAAAGGGUAAAUCCUCAUUAAAACCAUCUAAAUCCACCAGUAGAUAUAUAGUAAAUGCAGAUUAUCGUAUCAUCGCCGGUGUCAAAGUACCCAAUAGACCGAAAGAACCCGAUAAUUGCUGCAUGUCUGGUUGUGUCAAUUGUGUUUGGGAAUAUUAUAACGAAGAUCUUAGACAUUGGCAACAGAGGCGUAGGGCUGCUAUCAAAGAAAUCUCCAAUACAAAUGAUGUAUGGCCAGAAGACUGGGAUCCGCCUCUCAAUUCACUACCCAUAAAGAAUUUACCAAAAACUCUACAUCCUACAAAAUUAAAAAUAGAAAAACAGGAAUCUGACAACAAAAUCAUUGAUUCCAAACUACAAUCGUUAAAACAAUUGUUUCCUAGUAGAAACACAUCAUUACCACAAAGUGUCAUUGAAGCUAAAAGGCGUAAUCAGUUGAAAAAACAACAACAACAAGCUGAGACAGAUGAAGGUUGGUCUGAUGUCCCAAUAUAUAUUAGGGUGUUUGCUCAAUUUGAAAGAAAGAAACGUUUACAGAAGCAAAAGGAAAAACUAGAGAGAAGAGCUCAAGAGAUAGUUUAA
Molecule: messenger RNA, 723 nt
Organism: Arxiozyma heterogenica
Lineage: Eukaryota; Fungi; Ascomycota; Saccharomycetes; Saccharomycetales; Saccharomycetaceae
Gene: DPC25
Product: Dpc25p
Exons: 1
Coding region: 1-723 (240 amino acids)
Cellular component (GO): mitochondrion
Source: RefSeq, a predicted model, not a curated record